This is a messenger RNA of Sinocyclocheilus anshuiensis, 844 nucleotides long. RefSeq names its product cyclic nucleotide-gated cation channel-like. Lineage: Eukaryota; Metazoa; Chordata; Actinopteri; Cypriniformes; Cyprinidae. The annotation marks the transcript as partial. The transcript has a single exon. Gene Ontology annotation, cellular component: intracellular cyclic nucleotide activated cation channel complex; plasma membrane. Gene Ontology annotation, biological process: monoatomic cation transmembrane transport. Gene Ontology annotation, molecular function: intracellularly cGMP-activated cation channel activity; protein-containing complex binding; cGMP binding. The record is from RefSeq and is a predicted model, not a curated record.
AUGCGGGAUGAGGAGUAUCUUUUUGUUGUUUUUGAUUUCCUUGUUGGUGUUCUCGUAUCAAACAUGAAUGCCACACGGGCCGAGUUCCAGGCUCACAUCGAUGCCAUCAAACACUACAUGCAGUUCAGAAAGGUCAGCAAAGAGCUCGAAGCCAGAGUCAUCAAAUGGUUCGACUACUUGUGGACCAACAAGAAAGCAAUUGAUGAGCAGGAUGUCCUAAAGAAUCUGCCCAACAAACUGCGGGCUGAGAUCGCUAUCAAUGUGCACCUGGAUACACUGAAGAAGGUCCGAAUCUUCCAGGACUGUGAAGCUGGGCUUUUGGUUGAACUGGUGCUCAAGCUGCGGCCACAGGUCUUCAGUCCCGGAGACUACAUCUGCUGAAAGGAAGACAUAGGAAAAGAGAUGUACAUCAUCAAAGAGGGUUGCCUUGCUGUUGUGGCUGAUGACGGGGUGACCCAGUUUGCACACCUGAUGGCCGGCAGCUGCUUUGGCGAGAUUAGCAUCCUCAACAUCAAAGGCAGCAAAAUGGGCAACCGACGCACAGCUAACAUCCGUAGCAUUGGCUAUUCUGACCUCUUCUGUUUGUCAAAGGAUGACCUGAUGGAGGCUGUAAUGGAGUAUCCGGAUGCUAAGAAAGCUCUGGAAGAGAGGGGAAGACAGAUCCUUCUGAAGGAGGGCCUGCUGGAGGAGAUGGACGCAGGUGGAAUUGGAGAAGAACAGGUUGAGGAGAAAGUGGAGAGGUCAGAAGCUUCUCUUGAAAUACUACAGACUCAAUUUGCUCGGUUACUGGCUCAGUACACAGCGACUCAACAGCGCCUGAAGCAGAGACUUACAGCACUGGAGU